Ilex paraguariensis (yerba mate) is the source of this 369-nucleotide messenger RNA. The record is from the annotation of a GenBank genome assembly. NCBI's taxonomy places the organism in Eukaryota, Viridiplantae, Streptophyta, Magnoliopsida, Aquifoliales, Aquifoliaceae.
AUGCAAAGUGGUAAAGUAUUGGAUGCUGAGAGGGUGUUAAGGGAGAUGAUCUGCCAGCGAAUAGUUCCUGAUAACGUAGUUUACACAACUCUCAUUCAUGGCUUUUAUAAAGUUGGGAAUUAUGAGGCUGCAUACAUGCUGUUUGAUGAAAUGCGGAGUCAGGAAAUAAGUCCUGAUUUUAUAACAUUUACCACUCUUGUUUGUGGACUUUGUCAAUCUAGAAACAUUUCAGAAGUAGAUAAGCUCUUCCAGGAAAUGUUUAACAGAGGGUUGGAACCAGAUGAAGUUACAUAUACCGCACUGAUUGAUGGUUAUUGCAAAGCAGGUGAGAUAAAAGUGGCUUUUUCUCUUCACAACGAGAUGGUUUAG